CGCACACACGCGCGCGUCCGAUGGCUUGAGUCUCGCGCGUCCACGAAAUCCUCGUUUGGUGCGACGAGGCUUGCGUCACGCACGGGCUUUUCGCGAGUCACUUUCGUACGCAGCAGAAAUCGUGAUGCACAGAACACACAGUGUUUGAUUUCAGGUAGUUUCAGGUAGUGCGCCGCUUUAUUGGUGAAAAUGCAGGCAGCGAAACUAAACGCGCAACUCAAAUUACAAAUUGCUGCGGAAUUAAUGAGCAAGAAACAAUGCGCCUACGAACCAUACAAAUGUUCACAAACAGCCAUGAAGAAUUACAACUAUUGCCAGCAACACAUUCUAUCAGAUAAAACUGCUCCAUACAGACAAUGUUCAUACAUGUACAAUGGGGGCAAACACUGUCAUCAUCCAGCAUAUAAAUCAAGCAAAAAAGAAGGAUCUUUCUGCAAUGAACAUGCACUUAAAGCACAUCUUUUCAAGGCUAAACAGGGGACUCGAAUGCAACCACCUAAAAAUGCUGAAUCAAUAUUAUCUUCACUGUCUCAUUAUGUGAUGAAACCAAAGGCACCAAAUCAGAAUUUGGUUACAUCAAGUACCUAUAGGAACAGUGAUGAUGGUAAAUCAUCUCCUGAUUUUGCAGAUGCAAAAGUUACAAAGGCAUUGGAUCCACUUGUUGAUAUUGAUGCCUCAAGUGUGAUUGCUUCUUGCAGUGAUGUACUAGACUUAUGCAGUGAUUCUGAGAGUGAUAUUGAAGCCACAACUUUGUCUAAUGUUUGGCUGGAUGCUCAUGCAGACAGUUCUGAAGAUGAAAGCAUAGAUUCAGACAAUGAAGACUUUUUAAAACAUGCUAAUGUAUUAUCUGCUGAAGAAGUCACCCAAGUCGCCAAAGAUAAACUCAUACGCUUACAUUCGUUAUACGUGAAUCAAUACAGCCAUUUGUGCCAUCUACUGAAAGAAAAACGCAGGCAUUACCUGCAUGCAAUCAAAAAAGAGAAGGAGACUUGUUGUAGCAUGAGAAGUCAAGCUCUAGAAAGACCCAAAGACAUGGCAAUGUUUAAAAAACUAAAAGCUUACAAUCAAUACCAUAGAAAACACGGAGUUGACGCGAUUUUACGCAAGCGAUUAAUCGAAAUGCGCAUGAAAAUCACCGAAGGGCUUGUGUACAAGCCAACAAGUCAUUCCUGCAGGUGUACAUUUUCAGAAGGCGGCAUUAAAUGCACCGAGAGGGCUUUACCUGUUGCAAAACAUUGCAGAAAACAUAUACUCAAGGAUCCUAAUCAAGUAUUAUUCAGAGCCUGUGGUAAAAAGGGCGGCGAAGUAGUAUGCACCGCAGCUGUAGAAUCAAUCUUCGAGAAUCAAUCCUGCACACUACAUAGAGAAAUCCCGCCGAAACGCGUCUACUCACAGCUAAGAAAAGAAUCAGAAUCUGACAUGGAGGAAAUCUUAGACAAUAAAUACGUAAAAACAGAAUUUCUCCAUCAAAACGACUCGAUAGAUGACGAAACAGACACAAAAGAUGAAUCGCUUAGUGCUGAUGAAGACGCACUCGCCACUGAUUCAGCGCCCGAAAUGAAAGACGAAGCCAUGGACGAAUCAUCCAACGAAGAUGUUGACGUUGAGACUACAAUGGACGAAGUUAAACAAGCAAUUAACAGCACUUGACCUUAAUCAAUUGGGAUAACUAACUAAUAUUCAACAAAUAUUGUUGAUAUGUUUGUGUUUUCGUAAAGUAAAAAUGAAAAAAAAUUCUA
Messenger RNA from Dalotia coriaria, 1739 nucleotides. RefSeq names its product dim gamma-tubulin 1 (gene dgt1). The coding region runs from base 190 to 1650 and encodes 486 amino acids. The record is from RefSeq and is a predicted model, not a curated record. Gene Ontology annotation, cellular component: NSL complex. The transcript has 6 exons. NCBI's taxonomy places the organism in Eukaryota, Metazoa, Arthropoda, Insecta, Coleoptera, Staphylinidae.